Lolium rigidum is the source of this 2591-nucleotide messenger RNA. Its product is annotated as putative receptor protein kinase ZmPK1. The transcript has 2 exons. Gene Ontology annotation, molecular function: ATP binding; protein serine/threonine kinase activity. The record is from RefSeq and is a predicted model, not a curated record. Bases 139 to 2493 code for a protein of 784 amino acids. Gene Ontology annotation, biological process: recognition of pollen; protein phosphorylation. NCBI's taxonomy places the organism in Eukaryota, Viridiplantae, Streptophyta, Magnoliopsida, Poales, Poaceae.
GUUACAGCAAGAGUUCAAACUGGACACAACGGAAGGGCUGCCGUGUCAAGCAGGGAAAAACUUAGGACCAUACACGCAGCAAGUGGGAAAUAGAUUAGUACCAUGUGUAUGGAGACAUGAGGAGAAGAGCAACCAUAAAUGGAAGCACAUACCUUCGACCAUACAACUCCAUCAACACCAAGAAAAAUGGGCACGUUCUUCUUCCUAAUCAUCCUUGCAUUGAUCACCAUUCCACCAUGCUCAUAUGCUUCGGCCCAGUCGACGCUAAGCACUGGCUCGUCCUUCUCUGUAGAAGACUAUAGGCAGACCUUCCUUACCUCGCCAAAUGCUGAUUUCUCUUGUGGCUUCUAUGAAGUUGGAAGGAAUGGAUUCUCCUUCUCUAUUUGGUUCACUAACACCAUAGAAAAGACGCUUGUAUGGUCUGCAAACCCCAAGUCUCCGGUGAAUGGCCGUGGUUCCAUGGUACUACUGAACCAUAACGGAAACUUGGUUCUCACCGAUGUCAAUGGCACCGUGACUUGGGACAGCAACACAAGCUCUGGAGAGGGCACAAUGGUUUCCCUUCUUGACACCGGCAACCUCAUCGUCAAAGACUCCACUGGUAAAAUCUUGUGGGAAAGCUUCUCUUCCCCGACAGAUACCCUGCUGCCUUUGCAGCCCCUAAAAAAAGAGAUAUCAAGUAUCUAUUGGCCAAGUGCAGACUAUACUGUGUUUGAAAAUGGACGGACUAACUACAACAGCUCCAGGAUUGCAGUCCUCGACACUGAAGGAUUUUUCCUCUCAAGUGAUGGGGUGAAUGUCAAGGCUUCUGAUUGGGGUACUGGAGUUAAGAGAAGGCUGACCAUUGGUCAUGACGGAAACAUCAGAAUAUACAGUCUGAAUGCUUCAACUGGGAGCUGGAUAGUAUCAUGGGAGGCUAUAGCAGAAAUAUGCAGUGUGCACGGGAUAUGUGGACAAAAUAGGUUUUGUGAGUAUUUACCAAGCCUCAGGUGUUCAUGUCCCCCAGGAUAUGAGAUGACUGAUCCGCAAAAUUGGAACAGAGGUUGCCGGCCACAAUUCAACAAAAGCUGCAGCAGAACAGAACAGUUUGACUUCAUCAAGGUCCCCCAAAGUGACUGUUAUGGCUUUGAUCUGACCUACAACCAGUCCGUCUCACUUGCUCAAUGUAAGAAGAUAUGCUUGGACAUCUGUACCUGCUCAGCAUUCACAUACAAGAUAGGAUCUGCACUUUGCUACACCAAAUCUGUACUCUUCAAUUGUUAUAGAUCCGCAAAUUUUCCUGGAGAUAACUAUAUCAAAGUACCCAAGAAUCUGGGUACCUCCAAACAGUCUGGUCUCACGUGUAAUCUGGGAAAUCCUGUGGUUAUUCAAGACUCUGCAAGUAUGUAUGGAAUGAACUAUAGCAACAAAAGUUAUACUACUUACUAUGUAUUUGCAACAAUACUGGCAGCCCUAGUGUUGCUCUUUAUAGGUACAAGCUGGUCGUUUCUCUACAGCAAGCAAAACAUACCCAAGUCAAUGGAAGCAGGAUACAGGACGGUGAUGAGCCAAUUCAGGAUGUUCACGUACCGAGAGUUAAGGGAAGCUACUGGAAAGUUUAAAGAAGAGAUUGGAAGAGGAGCCUCUGGAAUUGUUUACAGAGGAGUACUUGAAGAUAAGAGAGUAAUUGCGGUGAAGAAGCUAACAAACAUUUCACAUAGUGAGGAGGAAUUCUGGGCAGAAAUGAAUAUAAUCGGAAGGAUCAACCAUAUGAAUUUAGUGAGAAUGUGGGGGUUUUGCUCUGAGGGUCAACACAAACUACUGGUGUAUGAGUAUGUCGAGAAUGAAUCACUCGACAAGUUUAUAUUUGGUGAUGUAAGUACUGAGAGAUUACUUUCGUGGAGCCAACGAUUCAAAAUAGCAUUGGGAACUGCAAGAGGUUUGGCCUACCUCCAUCAUGAGUGCCUGGAGUGGAUAAUCCAUUGUGAUGUAAAGCCAGAGAACAUACUCCUGAGCCGAGACUUUGAAGCCAAGAUAGCAGAUUUUGGACUAGCCAAACUCUCAAAGAGAGACAGUUCCAGUUUCAGCCUCGCCUACAUGAGAGGAACAAUGGGCUACAUGGCACCCGAGUGGGCGCUGAAUUUGCCAAUCAAUGCAAAGGUCGACGUAUACAGUUAUGGUGUUGUCCUUCUCGAGUUAGUUACUGGAAGUAGGAUCUCAAGUGGGAUAGCAAUGGAUGGUGAAGAGGUAGAGCUUAGUCGGUUUGUGCACACAUUGAAAGAUUUGCUGGUGAGUGGAGAUGUCAAGGAUAUAGUUGAUACUAGAUUGAAUGGCUAUUUUGAUCCGGACCAAGUGGCAGUGAUGGUGAAACUGGCUUUAUCUUGUCUUGAAGAAAGAAACCGCAGGCCUACAAUGAAUGAAAUUGUAAGAGCUCUUCUAGCAUGUGAUGACCAUGAUAAUCAUCCAGCCUACUCAUGGUUGACUUGUGAUAACUUAUUAGAUCUCGAUUUGUAAGAAUAAACUGUUUGCAUGGUACGUGGUAUUUGAUAGUAAGAUAAAGCCAUUCUCGAUAUAAGUAGUAAAAUAAAUAAUGACUAGACAAAUGAUAGUUA